Linum tenue is the source of this 1301-nucleotide messenger RNA. Lineage: Eukaryota; Viridiplantae; Streptophyta; Magnoliopsida; Malpighiales; Linaceae. The record is from the annotation of a GenBank genome assembly.
CUGGUUCACAACUUCGCGCGCCAGCAGCAAGACGAUAGACCCUGGACACAGGCUAAGCCUUUAGCGCAGAAUUCUUCCUUCGGCUCUCUUCUUCACUUCUUUUUACACUCUCUACUCCACUAAACAUGGCGGCGGCGACAUCAGCAGUCGCGGCUCAUCUCUCGCCAUCGCUCUCCCUCUCCGUUCGCGAUGCUUGCCCCGUCGGUUCGACGGCGACGCUUUCCGUUUCUCGGCUACCCAAUUCCGGAUUUGGCCGAAUUGGCUCCACGUUCGCCACUGGGUCUCCUCUGUUGAUAUCUAGAACCGGACUUGUGAAGGCAAAAUCUGCAAGAAGAGCUGCAUUAGUUUCUGUAAGAAGCGAGCAAAGCACCCAGGAUAGCGGAUUGGACGUAUGGCUAGGACGGAUUGGGAUGGUAGGCUUUGCUGUGGCCAUCACGGUUGAAAUUUCGACAGGGAAAGGCCUCCUUGAGAAUUUCGGGCUCUCGGGCCCCAUGCCUACAGCAGCCUUGGCAGUGACGGGACUGGUUGGUGUUCUCACAGCAGUGUUCAUCUUCCAAUCCUCAUCCAAAAGUUAAACCGCACAGCUUGGCUAGAUGCACAUAGCACAUUGGUGUUUGUAAACUGCAAGUUUGUAUCAGCUGCUCCAGAGAUGCUCCAAAAAGAGUGGAGAAUGUAUUCUAACAUUCUGAACCUCUCUUAAUCCUUUCUGGUGUGUAUUUUACUAAACUUGGUACUAUUUUUAAUUGAUUCCUCUGAAACAUUUGAUGCUUCUGUUAAAUGUUAAGGGCUUUCCUUUGAUGAAAAGCACGGAAGUUACUCACGCCUCAUCAAACGAAAGCCACUCACAAGGGCUUUAAGUUUGCACAGCACGGAAGUUACUUACGCCUCCUCAAAUGAAAGCCACUCGCAAGGGCUUGAAGGGCUUGAAGUUUGCACAGGUCUGAAGACAAGAAUACCAUGUGCUUAACAAAUGGGAGUCACCGGGAAUCGAACACAAGACAUCUCGGUCACAGAAGGCUCUGAUACCAUGUCAAGAACCAGUUGAUCUCAAUAACUCGAGUUGUUGGGAGAGGUUCAAUGGUGGAUCAUAUAUCACAACACUAGCACUUCUUCCGUUCGAGUUGGUUUCGACACGUCCGCCCAUCAAUACUUGGCGCUCAAGUUCUCAUUGUUCUAUAUGAUCAAGCAAUUAACAUAUGACUUUGUUGAUUCAAUCGCAUAUUUUAGUGUGUGAUUUGUAAAUUACGCUUAUGUGAGAAAAACAUGUUUGGACGUCUUUUUCAUUUUCCCACAUAAUCAAC